CCGCCCCGCCUCUGCUCCGCCCCUCGGCCGGCGAGCCGGGGGCGGCGCGGGGCGGAGCGCGGAGGCGGCGGCCGCUGGCACCGCGCAGCUCGGGAGCGCGCCCCGCAGCUGGACCCGGCCGAGCCGUCCGCGGAACUCUUAGCCAUCAGGAACCAUGAGUAACCCAUUUGCCCACCUAGCUGAGCCUUUGGACCCUACAGAACCCGGAAAGAAAUUCUUCAAUUUGAAUAAAUUGGAGGAUCCAAGAUAUGGGCGCUUACCCUUUUCUAUCCGGGUCCUCCUGGAAGCAGCCAUUCGGAACUGUGAUCAAUUUUUGGUGAAGAAAAAUGACAUUGAUAAUAUCCUCAAUUGGAAUGUCAUGCAGCAUAAAAACAUCGAAGUGCCUUUCAAGCCUGCCCGUGUCAUCCUACAGGACUUUACGGGUGUGCCAGCGGUGGUGGACUUUGCUGCUAUGCGUGAUGCUGUGAAAAAGUUAGGAGGAGAUCCAGAGAAAAUAAACCCCAUCUGUCCUGCGGAUCUUGUGAUUGAUCAUUCAAUUCAAGUGGAUUUCAACAGAAGAGCUGACAGUUUACAGAAGAACCAGGACCUCGAAUUUGAAAGAAAUAGAGAACGAUUUGAAUUUUUAAAGUGGGGUUCUCAGGCUUUCCGCAACAUGCGGAUCAUUCCACCAGGAUCAGGGAUCAUCCACCAAGUGAAUCUGGAGUAUUUGGCAAGAGUGGUGUUUGAUCAGGAUGGGUAUUAUUACCCAGACAGCCUCGUGGGUACAGAUUCACACACAACCAUGAUCGAUGGCUUGGGUGUUCUCGGUUGGGGUGUGGGCGGAAUUGAGGCAGAGGCCGUCAUGCUGGGCCAGCCAAUCAGCAUGGUCCUUCCCCAGGUGAUCGGCUACCGGCUAGUGGGCAAUCCCCACCCCCUAGUCACCUCCACAGACAUCGUGCUCACCAUUACUAAGCAUCUCCGUCAAGUUGGGGUCGUGGGCAAAUUUGUGGAGUUCUUCGGCCCGGGCGUGGCCCAGUUGUCUAUUGCUGACCGGGCUACGAUUGCCAACAUGUGUCCAGAAUAUGGAGCAACUGCUGCAUUUUUCCCAGUUGAUGAAGUUAGUAUCAAGUAUCUGAUGCAGACCGGUCGCGAUGAAAAGAAAGUAAACCAUAUUAAAAAAUAUCUUCAGGCUGUGGGAAUGUUUCGAGAUUUCAGUGACUCCUCUCAAGACCCAGAUUUUGCCCAGGUCGUGGAAUUGGAUCUGAAAACAGUGGUACCCUGCUGUAGCGGGCCCAAGAGACCUCAGGACAAAGUCGCUGUGUCCGAAAUGAAAAAGGACUUUGAGAGCUGCCUUGGAGCUAAGCAAGGUUUUAAAGGAUUUCAGGUUGCUCCCAACCAACAUGGCAACCAGAAGACUUUCAUCUAUAAUAACAGCGAAUUCAGCCUUGCUCAUGGCUCGGUGGUGAUUGCUGCCAUUACUAGCUGCACGAACACCAGCAACCCUUCUGUGAUGUUGGGGGCAGGGUUGCUGGCCAGGAAAGCCGUGGAGGCUGGCCUGAAUGUGAAGCCGUACAUCAAAACUAGCCUGUCUCCUGGAAGCGGCGUGGUCACCUACUACCUGCGGGAGAGUGGAGUCAUGCCGUACCUGUCUCAGCUCGGGUUUGACGUGGUGGGCUACGGUUGCAUGACCUGCAUUGGCAACAGUGGGCCCUUACCGGAACCCGUGGUCGAGGCCAUCACGCAGGGAGACCUUGUGGCGGUUGGAGUACUGUCUGGGAACAGAAAUUUUGAAGGUCGUGUGCACCCCAAUACCCGGGCUAACUACUUAGCCUCCCCACCCUUAGUAAUUGCGUAUGCAAUUGCUGGCACCAUCAGGAUCGACUUUGAGAAAGAGCCCUUAGGAGUAAAUGCCAAAGGACAACAAGUCUUUCUGAAAGAUAUCUGGCCGACAAGAGAUGAAAUCCAGGCCGUGGAGCGGCAGUAUGUCAUCCCCGGGAUGUUUAAGGAGGUCUAUCAGAAAAUAGAGACUGUGAAUGAAAGCUGGAAUGCCUUAGCUGCCCCAACAGAUACGCUGUAUGGCUGGAAUCCCAAAUCUACCUACAUUAAAUCACCACCUUUUUUUGAAAAGCUGACUUUGGACCUUCAGCCCCCGGAGUCUAUAGUGGAUGCCUACGUGCUCUUAAAUCUGGGAGAUUCCGUCACAACGGACCACAUCUCUCCGGCUGGAAACAUCGCAAGGAACAGCCCCGCUGCUCGCUACUUAACUAACAGAGGCCUGACUCCACGAGAAUUCAACUCCUAUGGUUCCCGCCGAGGGAAUGAUGCCAUCAUGGCACGGGGGACAUUCGCCAACAUUCGCUUAUUAAACAAGUUUCUGAACAAGCAGGCUCCGCAGACUAUCCAUCUCCCAUCCGGUGAAGUCCUUGACGUGUUCGAUGCUGCUGAGAGGUACCAGCAGGCCGGACUGCCCCUCAUCAUUCUGGCUGGCAAAGAGUAUGGCUCGGGCAGCUCCCGCGACUGGGCCGCCAAGGGCCCCUUCCUCUUGGGAAUCAAAGCCGUCCUGGCGGAGAGUUAUGAACGGAUUCACCGCAGUAACUUGGUUGGAAUGGGAGUGAUCCCACUCGAGUAUCUCCCGGGGGAGAAUGCGGACACCCUGGGACUUACGGGGCGGGAACGAUACACUGUCAUCAUUCCAGAAGACCUCAAACCGCGGAUGAAAAUCCAGGUCAAGCUGGAUACCGGAAAGACGUUCCACACCAUCAUGAGGUUUGACACUGACGUGGAGCUCACGUACUUCCGCAAUGGGGGCAUCCUCAACUACAUGAUCCGCAAGAUGGCCAAGUAGCCCUGCCCAUCGCAGGAGCCCCGUGCUGAAAGGGCGCCCCCCCCCCCCCCCGGUGGAGAAGCUUGGGGGAGCAGCUGGGGGCACUGCCCUUUUCCUCCAGACUCCAAAUCAGCAGUUUCUACAUUCUCGAAUUUUGUUAAUCUUCUCAUCCUUCUCUAAACUCUGACAGUUAGCGAGGCGGGGAAACGUGAGUCUUCCAGGAAGAGAGCUCACCUUGAAAGUUACGGGGCAGAGUGUCACUUUCACUCUUGGCCUGCAGUAAGUCUUUCCAGAAGGCGGUUGGUUCCAACCCUCUUUGUGGUCCCUCCCUGUUGUCCUCAAGCAGCAAAGCCGUUUCCCUGAAGUAAUUUCCUUUCCCGAUACACCGGUGUUAGCUUACGUGGUAGAGAGGAAGGAGUUUCCUCGCCUGCCCUUCAGAUCAUAGCCGAGAUGUGGUUCUCCACCAGAUGCCUCCUGGACAGGUGACACACUGCGGUUGUUUUUAUUAUGUAUGUUACCUUUUGAUAGCUCAUCAUUAAAGACAUAUGCAGUUUUCCUUUUUGAUCUUUAAAAUUUUUCCCUGGAAAAAAAAUUUUCAUUCACUAAGAGGAGAACUUUCGUUGAGGUGGUUUUGGGGAGAGACGUGGAGCAUUCUCAUUGGAAUAAAAUUAAAUCUAUUUUCAAGGAAAA
Sorex fumeus (smoky shrew) is the source of this 3493-nucleotide messenger RNA. RefSeq names its product aconitase 1 (gene ACO1). The record is from RefSeq and is a predicted model, not a curated record. Lineage: Eukaryota; Metazoa; Chordata; Mammalia; Eulipotyphla; Soricidae. Gene Ontology annotation, cellular component: mitochondrion; cytosol. Gene Ontology annotation, molecular function: aconitate hydratase activity; iron-responsive element binding; 3 iron, 4 sulfur cluster binding. Gene Ontology annotation, biological process: tricarboxylic acid cycle; citrate metabolic process. The transcript is spliced from 21 exons. The coding region runs from base 155 to 2824 and encodes 889 amino acids.